AACCGAAGACCGCCGUUGAUCUACAGUAAAUGUAGUCCGUUUUGUUUUCCACCGGUGAGAUAAACAACUAUGGAGUUAUCAUCACUCAUAAAGAAGAUCGGACACUCCUUAGUGGAAAUCAGAGUUCGGGCUCUUAAAAAUAUCAGAAGCAAACUGGAUCAUGGUCUCAUCGCCAUUCCUGAUCUGGUCCAAGAAAGGAUGCUGUUUGUCUUCCUUUUGGAAUGGUUUAAUUUUCCGGAGGUUCCAAUACAGGAGGAAGUUCUGGAGUUGAUCGGCACGCUGUCCAAGCACCCAAGCGGAGCCCAAAUGCUACGGGAGGUAGGGGCUGUCGAAUUCCUAACACAGCUCUCGCCUAAUGUGGAUCCUCGCCUCCGAACAAUCGUAGACGGCAUCUUCGAUCAGCUCUUCCACCUCCCAGAGGCUCUGCCUAGUUGUCCACCCACAACCUCCUACGAGCCACACUCUGUUCCCUCGCUGCAGACAGAAGACGACUCGUCGGCUAGGGGAUAUUUCCAGUGCAGUAAACCCAAGCAGACAGAUGCUCCCACCCCCAGAGUAUCAUUCAGUACUUCUGUAAGAUGCUUGAAGUUCUCUGUUUUUCCAUGGCUGUCCUUGAACACAACCGAUCGACAUAUAUUGUCAUCAAAUGAAAGUUCCCUCAGAAGCGACAAUCACAAUUUAGUACGAACCACCUGCGAGCUGCUUCGUGACGUCAUCAUGCAAGACUUCCCUGCCGAAAUAUUCCUGCAAAGGCCAAGUACAGUUCAAAGUCUGCUGUCACUUCUCGGUCUGAAUGUUGAUGGUGAUGUCAGCUACCUGACGUUUCAGGCAUUGGCCUGUCUGGAACAGCUUUGCAGGAACUUGAGGAGCCGCCUACGUUUCUACAGAGAUCCAAGCUUCUGCUCAGCCAAGCAAGACCCUGUUUCUCAGAACUCGUCUAUCUCCUAUCCUCAGGAGGUGAGGGCUACCCAACACUCGGGAGUCUCUUCCCCUGAGGAAAUCUCCACCAGACCCUCUGUGGUGGGCAGACCCGGUCAGCGGGUACGUGGGGAUGGCCAGGACGGAGAUGCUGCCUCUUCUAGCGGUAGCAGCAGUCAGAGAGGGGCUCCCCCCAGGCCAGCCCAACAGUCUCCCCUCCCGCAGCCCCACCCGGAGCUCCCUCCGGAGAUGGAAGCGGAGGACUCGCUGGAGCUGCAGCUGCAGCAGUGGAGCCUGGCUAGAUUCGCCGUGGAGGCCGUGGAGCACGCUCUCCCUCUCAUCAGGACAGAGAGCCUGAAGGUUUUCCAACGGGUGCUAGAGCUGCUGACAGAGGCACAGGGGCUGCUGGGAGACAGCAUAGCCCCUGAGGUGUGGGACGAGCACAGCCUGACUGCGAUAGAGCUGAGGGAGAAAUUACAAGCAUGUAUAGAGACAUUGGGAGAUGUUAUAUGCUACUACCAUGGCAUGACUUCCUCUGAACAACCAGAAUCGUCUCUGAUCCACCACCGAAUGGUCUUCACGGGCACUGCCAUUUUCACAAUACGUCUCCUGCAAACCUUGUUACCUGUGGAGAAGGCUGGAGAUAACCUUCCGGAAAGUACAGUGGCUGCCAUUUUCCUCGUGUGUCUCGAUUCAUCCUUCAGUGUGGCGUACCCCCUCAUCCAGGAGUCAGCCGUGGCGUACCUAGAACAGGCUUGCUUUGAAAGAUACAGCCUGUAUCGUAGAGUAUCACGCGUUUCUCACUGCAUGGAGGCUACAUGCACUUUUUUAAAGGAUGCACAGGCUGAGGGUGAUAAGAAUUGGCAUGAGCUUUUGGAACUCGCUGACCAAGGAAUAGAUGCUUUUCUGUACCAUCAGCACUUACCGGUGGUGAAGGAGUGCGUCCAGAUUUGCUCCUACCUGUGGAAAUUUGCACAAGCAAGCCCGCUCCUGCAGUCGGAGAGUCAGAAGAUAUUUCUGAAACUUUUGUCUCAUCCUGUGUCCCCGGUGAAGGCAGAAACCUACUCCUGCACUCUGAGCAUUUUGAAGGAGUGUUUAGGAGUUCAGAAUGUGGCCAAACCUGCCACAUCCAUCUGCAGCGGAGUGCAUUUCUUGCUUCAUUCCCGUGUCCUGUAUGAGAUCAGUAUGUUUGGCCUUCAAGACCAAGCAAGAGAGGUGAGCGCUGCUGCCAAGGAUCUUCUACUCUAUCUGCUGAAGGGACGAUUGAUGAUGACAGCUGCAAGUUGGAGCAGAUUUAAUGAGGCACUUUACCCGGUCAUUCCCAUAUUACAGAGUUACGCAAGCACUGAGGACGCCCUGGGAAACUGUAUCCUGCUGAUAAGUGAAGCAUCUGCUGAAAAGGGAGAUGAGGUGUGCUCACUGACUGCUAGACUGCGGGCGGCCCUCCGGCUUCUGUUCACCAAGCAUCAUGCUGUGAGGAAUACAGCAGUCCAACAUCUGCUACCACACCUGACCAGCGCUGGUGGAGCCAGACCAACCCUGGACAGCUCCACACUGUCAUGUUUACCAGAUCUCUACGUUCUUAAUAAAAGUGUGGACAUCAAGUUGAGCAAUUCAGACAAGUCAUAUGUGAAGGUGGAGUCUGUAAAUAAGUUGUACAAUAUUCUCACGUCAGAAACGGUAGAUCUAGUUUUGCGUAGAUCUGCGGCUGAACAGCUGACUAUUGUUCUGCAAGAUUCAUCAAUGCAUGCUGUGCUGAAGGCCUUGGGUUUAUCAGACAUGCUCAUAUCUUUCAUCACGGAGUGUGUCAACAACAAUGUGGCGAGCAUGGAUUGCUUGUUGGAGCCCAGCAUAUGCAUGCUGAGGAAGCUGGUGUUUGCAGACCCCUCCCUGCGUCACAGUCUGGCUCAGCAGACGUCUCUUCUCAUCAUGCUGCUCAGAGCUUCUCUGUUGAUAAAGGAGAAGCAGGGUGAUGUGAGCGAGGCUGCCGCAUUGAUGUGCAUUCUGCUGUUUGAUGAAAUAGCAAGAAUGGAUGUUUGGACUGAUAAAGCUGGCCCAGACACAGGCCUGUCUUCCUUCUCACUGCCUGCUGCCAUUAUACGGAGGUAUAAUCUGCCGUUUCAAGCUCCUUCACACCAUGCAGUGAGUCCCUACUGUUCAGUUCUUCCUCCAUACUCAGACCUGCUGAGUCUGAAGCCUGCUUGGGAAGCACUGCAGAUCACCUGGAACACAGCAUGGCAUUCUGGGAUUGAUGGACUGCUAGAGCAUCUGAGGGGUUUUAGGAGUGAUGUACCUGAGUUUCAUGGUGAACUGGUGCUGACCGAAUCUCAGGCGGUGGUCUUAAGAAUAAGCAACUUAAAGUCCGGGUUACAUAACUGUGUUCACAAGGUACGGGACGCGAGCUCCCACAGCACCGUGACCUUCGCCAUGACCAGGAUGCACCUGUACCUCCUCGCAGACCACCUUGCACUCAAAUCCACCGCCCAGAGCAACAAGAACAUCCUGCAAACCCUGAGCUGGCACAACGCUGUAGAGAGAUUUUUGAUGGUACGUCCAGCUUGCCGUCAAGAUGAGAGGCUCUUGGUGGACAUUUUGUCAUUCCUCAACACCUUCUUCAAGCAGAACCAGUCUGAACUGGACCACCAGGACCUAAAAUGGCUCUUAGAAUUACUCCUAAACCAGGAGUCGCACACCCUGCUGAACUUGUUGCUGAGUGGUGAAGCGCAGACCCACACACGGAUCCAGUCACAGGGGGAAGCGGACAAGCUCCAGGCCCACCUCAGUCACCGGCUACAGAGAGAACUGACAGGCCUCUUCAACACUCUGCUGCUUCGAAUGACACACACUUCUGACAGGAUUUGUGAGGUUCUGUCUGGACCGUUUGCCUCUGAACUGUCACUGCGCCUGCUACAGUGCCUACGCUUGUCCGAUGCUCCAUGCUUCUAUGGCCUGCCAUCUCUAGAGCGCACUCUCAGGACCAUGGCCCAUGUGACCGCCCUGCCUGGCUGGAGCACACACACACCCAACAUGGAGCCAAACACACUCUGCCUCAAGUACCUCAGUGGCCUCUUGGAAGUCAUCUCUUCAUUCUACGUAGAUUUGGGAGGAAACUCGAUGUCCUUCAUGGGCAAAGGAGUGACAAAAAACGCAGUUAUCUGCCUGCUUCAUCUGUCACAUGAGAUGAAGGAAAGUAAAAAUGAGGACUGGAUAUUUUUGUGGUCUCUGGGCCGUGAGCAAAGUUCUGAUGGGCAGAGUGCCACCCAGCUUGGCUUGGCCUGGUUAAUUCCUCUGUGGGUGGACCGAGACCCUGAGGUCCGCUGUGCCAGCCUGGCUGUGGGUGCGGCUCUGAGUUCGCUGGAGAGAGGGUGUGUGGCGUUGUCAGAGAGUUGCCAGAACAUUUCAGGAGGUCUGUGGGCCGCGUUACUCAACAUCCUGCUGGAAAGACAGGAGUGCAGUAUGGUGCGCCGAGAGGCAGCGUUUAUUUUGCAAAACCUCCUUGUGAUGCCAAUGCCUGCUAAUGCAGAAGAGGCCAAAGAGAGUGCCUGGCAGAGCCCCUGUGUGCAUGAUGAGGAUUCAGGCCUGUGUCUGGUCGGGCUUCCUGCCCUGCAGGCUCUGUUGUACCACUGCCAGUUUUUUGAGAGCGUGGGCCAGAUGGUGAAGAGCUGUUACAUGGGCAGACAUGCCUUCACCCUCAGCCCCCCUCCACCGCCAGCCAAUGUCACCCAGGGUACGGCGUCCACGCGCCCAGAGCACUGCCAGCUAUUAGUGGAUAUUCCAUCAGGUAGCUCUAGUGGGACUCAUUCUCCAGUUCCGACCUCAGCUGUUGCUGGAAUCCAGGACACUCCAGUCAACAGACUCACUGCUCAAGGCCAGAGUGACACGGACAGCUCAGACUCCGCCCUCACUCAUGAGUCCCACCCAGGGGGGAUGACCGAGCCUGGUGCUAUAGUAACCCCUCACCUGUUGCUAGCAGUAUGCGGUUUACUGGACAACCUGCUGGCUGUGCUUCCUGAGUUUAGUCUAUCUGCCCUCAAACAGAACCAAAUACUUGAGAACAUGGCCAGUGUUGUUGAUGCAGCGGCCAUAUCUCAGUGUGUCAAUGAGUUAAGGAUACCUCUCCUGCCAGCUGCUAUGGAAGAUGCCAGGAACCAGGUGCUGAGUAGUGUGUAUUAUGUGCAAAGUUUGUGUAAGCUCCUGCAGUCAGCAGCAAUACACAGUGAGGAUAUGCCGUUCCACCGAGAGAUCUUCAAACCCCUGCUGAACAACCUCAUUUCCAUCCUCACGCUGUCUGUCGCUGACUUGGAUGCACAGGCCCAGGGUGCAAUGCUCAACGCCUGGGCGGAUGUGUUGAUGCUCCUGGCUACUUUGCUGCGCAGGAACCAAGCUGCAGUCGGCCCAUCUGUCGGUGUGGCACUGGGGAAACACUGGCAGCGCUUUUUAGACACUCUCCGAGUGUGUUUGGACCAAUCGGGCACCGAGUCUUCUCUCUACACAUCGACCCUGCACUUUCUGUGUGUGCUGUUCACAGAGGAGGCUAAGAGGAGAUCAGGAGGUCACACGGAGGAUCGAGCCAGCUCCUCGCUAACUGCAGUCCUUUCUUCUGAGCCUGGGGAGGUCAUUUGUGAACUAUUACUAGAGCAAUAUGAGAAGAUUCCAUUCCAGGACCCCUUGAAAAAGAUGACGGCCAAAGCGCUCAUGUCUCUGUUAGCCUGUAGCUCCAGCGCUCAGAGUUAUGCAUGUAAAGCUGGUGAGAUUGACAGCUGUGUGGAACGCAUGAAGCACAUUUACGCAGAGCUUCACCUGGAGUCUGUGAAAACGGGCAAGAGUGCUCACAGGAGGAAGGUGGAGAACAGCACGAGAGAGCUUAAGAUGAUUCUAGAGAUACUGCGAAAUUGCCUGUAUCAACAUAAUGAAUGCAAAGCUGUGGCUACAGAGCUGUGUCUGGCAGCGGUGCUGAUGGCUCUGUGGCCCUGGUUCCUGCUCGACGAUCUCACCAUGACAGCAGCCCUGGAACUGCUCUGUGUCUACACGGCUAACUGCACAGUGGCAUGCAGUGCUUUAUGUAGUAGCAGCAGCAGUGGUAGCUCUGGCUCAGUUCAGGCUGUUCUUCCUAAGACUGCGGUCACAAAUUCACUGAUGCAUGGGGUGAUGAAACUGGCCUCCCAGGUUGCCCCUGACAACAGCAGCAUCCACAGUCUGGCUUUCUCACUGCUGGCCAACUUGGCCAUCUCAAGGGACUGUAGAGGGGUACUGCUGAAGAGUAACUUCCUGCAGCACUUCCUGUCUCUCCCUAUGCCUAAGGCAGGUGGUCGAAGCGGCAGUCCGGCGGCGGAGCCUAUGUUCCUCUGGCUCAAGCUGCUGCUGAACAUGUCGUUUGGGGAGGACGGACAGCAGAUGAUCCUCAGGCUCCGAGGGGCUUUGGAGCUGCUGGUCGGACUGGCCCAGUCCAAACACUCCAGCUCUAAACCCACCAUCCUGCUCAUUCUCCACAACAUCUGCUUCUGCUCCGCUAACAAGCCCAAAGUUUUAGCCAAUGAUAAAGCUGUUGAGCUGCUAAUAUCUUGUUUGGGCAGUAGCUCAUCAGAAAUACGUACCAUAGGAGCUUCUGCGCUUUGGGCUCUGUUGCACAACAAUCAGAAGGCAAAGGCCACUUUGAAGUGUCCUUCCAUCAGACUGAAAGUUGAAGAGGCAUACAUGUCUGCCAGGAAAGAUGAAGAGCAGACAAGUGACAAACCCCUGAAUGUCUAUCUUCUGAAGUGCCUGAGAAAUCUCACACACAUCUUCAGCUCCUAAGUGCCUCUCUGAGAUCAUGAAAGUCACCUAAUAAUGUCAAUGUUUAUUUAUGUUUUGGUACAAUAUGGAAUAUUUCAUUCUGAGUUUUUGUAUAUUUGUUUUGUUUUGUAGCAAAUCAAUAAAUGAGCUGGUUUUACAGUAGACGCCUCUCCAUUCUUCAACUGUAAAAAAUUAUCAAAUGCACUGUAAAAAAAA
This is a messenger RNA of Sinocyclocheilus rhinocerous, 6906 nucleotides long. RefSeq names its product rotatin (gene rttn). Bases 70 to 6711 code for a protein of 2213 amino acids. NCBI's taxonomy places the organism in Eukaryota, Metazoa, Chordata, Actinopteri, Cypriniformes, Cyprinidae. Gene Ontology annotation, molecular function: protein binding. Gene Ontology annotation, cellular component: centriole; centrosome; ciliary basal body. Gene Ontology annotation, biological process: centriole-centriole cohesion; centriole replication; ciliary basal body organization. The transcript has 49 exons. The record is from RefSeq and is a predicted model, not a curated record.